GUUUCACAAGAGUACAUUGAAAAGAAGGAAAAACAAUGGCAGCAAAAACGUGAGAAGCCACGUCUCACGGUACGCCAGCAGCAGAUCAAGAAGGACAACGAAAUGUGGGAAAAUAAUCGUUUGGCAAGAUCAGGUGUUGUUUCGUUAACCGAUGAACAGAGUGAUUUCUUUGACGAUGAAUCGGACGAGAAUCGAGUGACACUGCUUGUGCAGAAUGUUGUGCCGCCGUUUCUGGAUGGAAGAUUUGUGUUCACGAGGCAAAGUAAACCAGUUGUUCCGGUGAAAGACGCGACCUCCGAUCUCGCUGUUGUUGCCACAAAAGGAAGCAAAGUUGUCCGGAUGUGGCGUGAAACAGAAGAAAGAAAGAAGGCACAAGAAAAGCACUGGGAUUUGGCCGGCUCCAAACUUGGCAAUUUAAUGGGCGUGAAGGCGAAGCCAGAUGAGAUAAGCAACGAUGAUGAAGCGGGUACUAGUUACAGGCAAUUUGCAAGUCAUUUAUCUGAAUCGCAAGCUGUCUCGGAUUUUGCACUGGAGAAGUCAAUAAAGGAGCAGCGCGAAUAUUUGCCAGUUUUUGCGGUGAGACAAAAAAUGCUGAACGUAAUCCGGGAUAACAGUGUGGUAAUCAUUGUUGGCGAAACCGGUAGUGGCAAAACAACCCAGUUGGCGCAGUAUUUGCUCGAAGAAGGCUAUAGUCAUAAUGGAUUAAUUGGUUGUACACAGCCUCGGCGUGUAGCAGCUAUGUCAGUUGCGAAACGAGUAUCUGAAGAGAUGGGUGUCGAACUGGGCCAAGAAUGUGGCUACGCUAUCCGAUUUGAAGAUUGCACGUCGGAGAAUACACGAAUAAAGUACAUGACCGAUGGUAUUCUUCUCAGAGAAUGUCUGGGCGAUCCAGACUUAGAUCAGUAUGCAGCGAUUAUUAUGGAUGAAGCACACGAGCGAUCACUAAACACGGAUGUGCUGUUUGGUCUGUUGCGAGACGUCGUUGCGCGCCGUGCUGAUCUCAAGCUAAUCGUCACUUCUGCUACUAUGGACGCCGAGAAGUUCGCAAAUUUCUUUGGUGGACACACUCCAUGCUUUACUAUUCCUGGACGUACAUUCCCUGUCGAAAUAUUCCAUGCACGUACGCCGAUGGAGGAUUAUGUCGAUGUAGCUGUGAAACAGGCAGUGAAAGUUACUUGUGGUAUGAUCAAAAAUCAGCUGGAAGAGCUCGAUGAUGCUCCGCCGCUUGCUGUGCUGCCCAUUUAUUCGCAGCUUCCCAGCGAUUUACAGGCAAAAAUUUUCCAUAAAGCUCCCGGUGGUAUUCGUAAGUGCAUCGUCGCAACAAAUAUUGCGGAAACAUCGCUCACCGUUGAUGGAAUAUUGUUUGUUAUUGAUCCUGGAUAUUGCAAGCUGAAAGUUUUCAAUCCAAGAAUUGGUAUGGAUGCACUUCAG
This is a messenger RNA of Gongylonema pulchrum, 1431 nucleotides long. The record is from the annotation of a GenBank genome assembly. NCBI's taxonomy places the organism in Eukaryota, Metazoa, Nematoda, Chromadorea, Rhabditida, Gongylonematidae.